AUGGUCAUUUCAUUUGCUCUCCCAACAACUUCGCACGUUCAAUUUCAGUCAUUUAUCCAUUCAAAUACCCAUCCGUCUCUCCCGCAGGUGGGCUCGACUGCUCGCCAUGGCCUGAGGGUCGCACUCAAGAAACAUAAACGCCUUACCCCUGCCCAACAAGCCUCUCACCUCCCGCAUGUCCUGAUAGCAUUGAAUGAGUAUAUUCCUUAUUUAUCUGCUAUAUCACGAGGAUUAAGUUCCAAUUCAUGGCGAGAAGAUGCAGCGGCAGAGGAUGCAGAAGGUGGGAGAAGAUCGCAAGACGUUGAAGGUAUCGACAUCCUUCUUCGAUCUGAAAUCGAAGUCGAAUGGCGUCCCACGUUGAGCUCAAUGUCUACCAUAAGUAUGCUACGCCAGACUGCCAUGCGGGGAAACGAUUCGUCUUCUUCGUCGUCGUCAGCAAGAGUUAAGGGCCGUGGUUUAGAUUUUGAGAUUGCCUUUGUCUUGUCGACUCUGGCUUACGUCCACUCAUCUCUUGCACGAACAAAAUAUUUAACCACUCUAUACUCGGCCCACACUCCCACAGUUGAACAGAAGGUAGCGGCCAUCCAAGCUGCGACAAAACAUCUACUGCAAGUCAGCAGUAUACACUCCUAUCUUGCUACAUUCUCGCCAGUCUCAAUAUCUGCUCCUUCGAACACAUAUACUCCAGGUGAUUCUGGGGCCGAGAUGUUAAAAAUACCAGUUCCUGACCUAGACCCAUCCAUGCAAUCUGCUUUAUCCUCACUGGCCUUGGCUGAGGCAACUUUGCUUGCUGUUUUAAAGGAUGACGCCUUCAUAUCAGCUUGUAUCCAGUCACGGAACAAGAAUGAUACAGAAUGGAUGAUUAAAUCUCCUGAUAUCCCCAAAGUUCGAACGCUUCUAUUCGCACGACUCUGUGUCCGCGCGGCAGAGUAUGCAGAGCAGGCUGCAGCUAGUGCAGGUAUGCUGCAGAAGGGCAAAGGGUCGCAUGGUGACACCGGCUCUGAGAGGAAAAUAGACAGUGAUCUAGUGAAUUAUAUGACUACUCUGGCAAAAGUAGCUAGAGCAAAAGCUUGUCGAUUCUUUGGCAUCGAUGCUGAAAUGUCUGGAAAGGUUGGAGAAGGGAUUGCCUGGUUAAGGGCAGCUCGAGCUGUGCUUGGAUUCAAAGGCUCAACGGCAGAGGCGGACGCUGAGAAGCCAUCUAAGAGUAGAUUAGGCGGAUUCUCCCGAUUGAAGAAGGAAUGGUCAGAGAGGAAAGAGGAAAAGAAAAUCGAGAAAGUAGCAACGUCGUCUAAAGCCAGUGAGCUUGAGACUGAUAUUGACUACGGCGAUGAUGCCGGGAGAGAGGAAGAGGGGAGAGUAAUCGAUAUACUCGAGAAGAAGUGGAUGAAAAUGAAUGACACAGUCAAUACCCAGUUGAUCCCUUCUUCGAGUUCAUACGCUGCUAAUUUGCCUUCUGGAAGAGACAUACUCACACCACCAGCGCUAUAUGUUCCUCCUAUGCUGGAACCAGAGCAACUUGUACGGUUACGAGCUCCCGCUGAGCCUAUAGAUAGCAGCGUCGAAGUGGAGAGCAGCGAAGGCGAGGAUGAGAAGGAAACAUCCCGGAGCUACUAUUAG
Molecule: messenger RNA, 1617 nt
Organism: Nannizzia gypsea CBS 118893
Lineage: Eukaryota; Fungi; Ascomycota; Eurotiomycetes; Onygenales; Arthrodermataceae
Product: pH-response regulator protein palC
Exons: 2
Coding region: 1-1617 (538 amino acids)
Biological process (GO): cellular response to pH
Cellular component (GO): plasma membrane
Source: RefSeq, a predicted model, not a curated record